Stereum hirsutum FP-91666 SS1 is the source of this 8645-nucleotide messenger RNA. RefSeq lists its product as uncharacterized. Gene Ontology annotation, biological process: regulation of GTPase activity. The record is from RefSeq and is a predicted model, not a curated record. NCBI's taxonomy places the organism in Eukaryota, Fungi, Basidiomycota, Agaricomycetes, Russulales, Stereaceae. The transcript is spliced from 34 exons. Bases 44 to 8305 code for a protein of 2753 amino acids.
GCCGUCGACCACAGCACCGCCUGUAGUCGGCUACGCAUCUCUCAUGGCCCCAGGACGCAGGCCAUCUGCCUCCGUCGGCCAUACCACAUCUUCCACACCCGCAGCAUCCUCAUCUGCUGCCGUCAGAACACACAGGAGUAACGACUCGCAACAUCACGCUUUUACUGCCCAGGCCACCCCGUAUUCUUCCUCCUCCACCUCAGGCCUCUCCCAUCAACAAAAGGUCAUCCAGGUUCUUGUAAAUAGACUCAAGAACAAGCUUCCCUGCCAUUCAGGUCUCGAACUGCCGCUGAUUGAGAACGACAGCGCAAUAGAAGAGACCAUCAGCUGCCUCGUUGAACUCUCCCGAGAUUCUCUCGAUGUCAUCGCUCUCGCUCUCACCGAGCUUCUGGAUAAGCUGCCCAAGCAAGCGGAUGUCAAUGUUCCGCGCACGAUCGACGUCCUCCAAUCCCAACUCUUCGUCCUCAAAGUCCUCUCCGUCGCCAUGGCCUCGCGCUGGCACCGUUACGCGGACGAAGCACGUCUCAAUAAUAAAGGCAAAUCCACCGCUCCUUUCUCCGCCCCAGAAUCACCCAUCCCCUCUACCGCCGGUCGUGCCAACUCGAGCUCCAACUCCAAAACCGGAUCAGGCCGCCAGGCGACGUCCUCCGACCACCUCGCCUCGCCAUCAGGAUGGACGGAACCCCCACCGUUAGACGACAAUUGCGCAAAAUAUAUUCUCAGUCUUAUGAUCGUUCUCCUCCGACAGACCUCUCCACCAGAAGGACGUCUGAUGUCCUCUGCUAAUCUUUCUUUCGAGGCGACGUUCCAUGACUUUGAGAGUAUUGAGCUGGACGAGGUGCCGGCGCAACCUUCAGAAUUCUUCGAUGUCGAUUUACCACCAGCGAACGCGGACGGUACCCCAGCUGAGCUGGAGGCGAACACCAAUGGGAAAACCCCUCGUGCUCAGAAACCCAUCGGAAAUAACUCGUCCACUUCCGUGAACUCUGGCGGGUACAGCACGAUGUCCAUCCCCCAACUCAACGUCAAGUUCGAGAAGACCCACAAGAUCCUUGCAAAGUCGUACUUCUCUCUCAACUCUCUCAUCCUCAAGUUCGCGGGACGCAUCGUCUACCACCUGUCUGCCUCCAACUGGCCCGUUGUCUUGCACAAGAUCAAGUGGAAGAUUGCUUUCUUGACGAAUACGACGGAGGACAACCCGGACAUUGUCGAUUUGCAUCUGAUGAAGCAUAGUGCACUCGACAAGACGCGACUCGUUCAGAUUCUACAAGAACUCGGCUCCCAGCUGAUCAACAUGAAACGAGAAGCGAAAGUCGCCGUCGCCAUACCUCUCAGAACGGCAUGUUGGAACUGGAUCGACCUUUUCCCAGUCGAGUUCAACGAAGCCCUUCGUUCUCUCAGACGUAUGGACAGCGCACCGGAGCGUGUCUUUGAUCUCCUUUGGGACCAGAGCGAGCCGACGACGGGGACUAUCAACAACGCGAAAGCGGUGUGGCCGACUUUGGCUGUUCUCGGAUGUAUCUCGGCGGAAAGGAUGCGGAACGAGUUUUCGAGUAAUAUCGUGGCUUCCGGACAGAGCAAGCACAACAUAGCAAAGUUUAUGUCUAGCUUGUUGAAGCAUGGAGAGUCAAAUUCGAAGCUGAAGGACGUGGCUAUCGUGUGCUGCCUCGAUGUCUGCAGAGGGGCGAUACGUGUCCGUCCCGAGGGCGAUCUUCCUAUCAUUUCACUAGCGUACGAUAUUAUGCAUGACGUCAAGAACAUUGUGUUGAAGUACUAUCAGAACAGACCGUUCUGGGAAUCAACUGAAGAGAUCGAUGUGGCGCUGUUCGCAGAUGCGCUUGUGGCUUUGUACCGAUUCACACCGUUGGAGGAUUCCAUGGUGCUGCUCACGACGUGUUUAGAGCCCGAACGGUCUGAUGCCGUUAAGCUUUGUGUGGUCAAGGCCCUGAUCACUCUUACUACUGAAGCCCGGGUGCUUCCAUGGCAGAACCCCGUAGAACCAUUGUACGCCCUAGCCCACCGUUUCCGAAACAUCUUCAAAUUCGGCGGCGUACGUCGUACCGAGAUCGACGCCAACGGCACGCUCCGACGAACAGCCUACCGUCCCAAAGCCAAACGCUUCACCGCCGAAACCGUCGCCGACCGCGAACUCCUCCUCAUCGGGAUCCUGCACCUCUGGAAAACCUCCGUCGCCUGGAGCUUCACGGACUUCACGAUCGACGAAGUAUCGGAAUGGAUGCCCAUCGCCAUGCGUGUCUGGGAGGAGCAGACGGACUCGAGCGUGCAGUACGCUAUUUCGAUGGCGUUGUUCCAUGUGGGCAAUCAGGUCGGGACGAUCAAGAAGAGCGAUCCGCUUUUUGACCUUGGGGUGGCGUGGCAGACGGUGGGACAGGCGGCGGCGUUGAGGACGGUGGCGUUGCAGAUGUUGCAUACGAGGAUGGAUCAGGAGAAGCAGAGGAUGUGGGCGGAGAUUGGGCAUGCGUUGAUAUUGUUGUAUAUCCGUGAUCUUCCCGAGGAUACAGUCUUUUACCAGACUAAGAUGGCGGAGUCGCGCGUUCCCGCUCUCGCUCUGAUGGAGAUAGCGAGCGCCGUCUGUCUCGCCUCCGCCGAUUCUGCCGUCUCUCGUCUUUCGGCGCACAAUUUACGGGUCAUAGCCUUGGCCGAGAGGAUGGUGAAUGUUAAGGUGCACGAGGCUUGGAGCGAAGAGGAUCGUGUCAAGCGGUUCACUGCCUACGAACAGAUAGGAGAUCCUAAAAUCAUUGUCACAGGUCGUGUGGCGUGGCAGAAAAGGCUCAGAAAGCAUGUCCGGACGAUGAUAUCGCCGACGCCGUUCACCGUUGCCAUCUGGGAGGAGUGUUACUACCGCUGGUGUGCUCUGACGGAGCUCGUCAUUCGAGCACCGUUGGAUCCUCUCACUGCCGACGGGGUACAAGGAGGACACGUCCCGACUGGUGACAAGUCCUUGUCGCUCGAAGAACAACAGCAUUCGUGGCAGAACCUGACGCUGAUGCUCGCAGCCUGUGGGUCGGUGUGCUUAGAAGAGCAGCACGAGCCAGAAUCGUUACAAGGAAUCAUCCCCGCCGAACUCUUACCCGACUCUAUGCGUGUGCUCAGAGACCCGAGAGAACUGAUCACCACUUUCGUAACCUACCUCAUUGACUUAUUGAUCUCGGAUUCGAUCAUGGCCAGGGAGAUCUCGAAGGAGGCGUUGGGGACGGAGCUGAGUCCGAAGCUUUAUGGGAAGCUGUUCAGGCAUCUGGACGAGGUCAUUCAGGAUAUCACCCAAGGCAGCAAUUUGGACUGGUCGGAACAUUUCGCGAUUUUUCUGGAUCAGUUCAUUGCGGUCUUGAAGCUUUUGGUCGAGAACACUCAGGCGAGCGACGACCUUUUGGCCGUGGAUAUGACACCGACUUUGAAUGCCCUCGCGGGCUUCAUCACCCGGUUUGGCGAUCCGGCGUCUUGGCGUGUAAGGCUCAAGUUCUGCCAGCUUUGCGAUAGCGUGUAUUCGAGAACGGAUAUGUUGGCACUGAGGAAGGAAUCGACCACUCGCCAGCAGGUCCUCGAUGUCGUCAUGGACUGGAUCCAAGACCCGCAAGCUACCGGCGACCCGGAGUUGGCAAGAUUGCAGCAUGAGGUGAACAUCGCGAGUCUGAAGGCCGCGGUGCAUUUCAUGGAUCGGCUGCAGUUGAGGCCGAUGGAUGGGUCUGGGAGUGAUGAGUCGGGCCACGUCGUGUCGAGGUUGUUCAUUCGGUAUUCGAAUCUCAUCCUACGCCUGUUGGACUUUGCUCGUACCGAUGCUCCUCAGGACGACGGUCUGUCCGAAGUGUCGUCCUUUUCGCAUCGGACUCGUCUCUGGCAACGCGACGUCGAGUUACGGGACUUGGUCAUCGAGGGUCUCGCUCGGCUCAUCAGCGCGAACACCGAGAGUGGCGUCAAGCACAGUCUGCCGUUGGCGUACGACGGCGAUACUUCGAAGAGGAUCAUCUUUGCGCACGUUUUUGCUCGGGUUAUGGGACAGGGCGCUACCUUCGAGUCGGCGGAGAGCUCGGCUAUUCUUGGGAGUCGGAGUCGGCUGUGCGAGCUGGUGAAAGGUCCUGACAUGGUCCUCGUUCUGGCAAUCUGCGAAACUUGUCCUCCUGGAGAAAUUGACCAGGUUAUCCCUGUGCUGCUUAACAUCUUCGACACUCGAACCUCCCUCAUGAACUUGAUGAAGGUCUUGGUCGACCGUGAAAUCGCUCGUACAGAGAACGAAGCUGAGCUCUUCCGUGGCAACUCGAGUUGCACUCGUCUGCUUUCUGCCUUUGCGCGCAUACAUGGUUACACAUACCUCCGCAGCCUCCUCAUUCCACUGAUCAAGACUAUGACCACUUUGCCGCCUGGGCGCGGUUACGAGCUCGAUCCGUCGAAGGCUGGUGACCAGGAUGUGAAACAGAACCAGAAGAACGUCGAGUUGGUCGCGUCGUCGUUCCUGGAGAUCAUCUCUGCGUCGGUGCCGGCUCUUCCUUCGAUGUUCCGCGAGCUUUGUGCGCAUAUAGGGAAAGCAGUGAACCAAGUGUGGCCCGAAGCGAAGUUCGCUGCGUUGGGAGCAUUCAUCUUCUUACGGUUCAUCUCACCUGCUGUGGUCGCGCCUGACAUUGUCGAUGUGGAGAUACCGAAGGACGACGGUGGCAUCAUCCGUCGUGGGCUCAUGGUCAUUGCGAAGAUCAUCCAGAACCUUGCGAACAACAUCUUCUUCGGCAAGGAGGCCUACAUGGUUGCGUUGAAUGACUUCCUCGGAAACAACAUCAUCAAUGUGACUAGGUUCCUUAGCGAGCUCAAUAAGUACAAUCCUUUGCCAGGUGAGGAAGAGCCAGAGGAGUGGACUGGCCUCUCCUACGACGACACCGAUACUAUCGUCCUCCACCGGUUCUUCGAGAAACACGCGGACAAGGUUGGCAAGGAAUUGCUCAGUCUCUCGAAGCCUUCGGCGGAAGGAGAUUCGUCUGCGAUCAAGGGACAGCAGGCGUGGGCAUCUCUUUGCUCGGCGCUGGUCGACCUUGGCGCACCCAUCGAGAUUCCGCGACUUUCGAUACUCUCUAGCUCGCAACAUCGAGAUUACCUUGAGCUUCUCAACAGGAACGACCGUCAUAGUGUAUCUUCUGUGCGAGAGAUCUUCGUGGAGACUUUCACUGACAAGGAUGAGCCCGCCGUCUUCGUUCUGUUUGCAUCGAAACUUGACGUGGAGACCGUGGACAUCGAAUUGCUACUGUAUCACAUCUUCAAGACUUUGACAGCACCAGCGUACGAGAAUCGGAUGUUCGACAUCAUCAUCGACUGGACUUCGUUCUCGUCGUCCUCGCAAGUACCCUUCCAGUGGCUGAAGUAUUGCGUGGAGAUGUUCCCAGCGGAUGUUCGCUCACGUUUCCUUACGACGUAUUUCCUCAAUCCCAAUGCGGCGGCGCAUAAGUAUUUGCGGAGGUUGUACAAUAUCACAGCCGGUUUGAGCCUCUGUAGUGAAGUGCGAGCAUGUUCGUCGACGGACGAGCUGCAGCAUUAUGUCCCUGCGACGUGUGUUGCACCGCUUGUCUACGCAACGAGCCUCGAGCAAGAAUCCAAUGAAGAGAUCCCGCAGAUCACGAUGCGCCACUCGCAUCAUAUACGGAUCCCUGUGACGAUGCACGUCGGGAAUAGUCACAUUCGUAUCACCUCGGACAAAACUCAGCCCAUCUCGCAGACGCUGGCAUGCAAGACGGUCGAGAUCAUCCCUCUCUCGGAAGUCAGCGACGUUUACAACGUCUCCACAGGCCACGAUCCAUCGGAGUUUAUCAUUCGGAAGGCGAGAAAUGCUGUUACCAUGUACUUCUCCUCACCGGUGCGAGACCACAUCGUCAAGUCGAUCCGCGCUGCAAAGAGCCGCAUGAGGCCUAUGCCCUUCCCGGGAACCGAGCGAUUCUCAAGGCUAUCUAACGUCAGCGCGACUCUGCUCCACAUUGCCUUCCUGAAUAUGGGUGUCGACGAGGACGAACUGAGAGGAGCUUCCUACGAGCUCCUUUCGGCCGUGGUCGAAUCUUUCAACCUCGACCACAACCCGGUGUUGACUCUCAAAGGUAUCUGGGCUACAGGAUCGACACUCCCCGUCCUUUCCCAGAUGAGCGAGCGCAUCUCCAAUUUGGUCCCAUAUUUGACCCUCGAUUUCAUCACCGAAAUCGUACGAGUCAUGGAGAAGGCCGGACCCGCUCAGCGAUUACACUGUCUGACGUACAUGUGUCCCUGGCUCAAGAACUUAUCCAACUUUGUCGACCCUACCCAUCCGAACUAUGAUCACGCCAGCACGAAGCUUCGUGACUGUAUACGCCUGCUCAUCGAGGCGACGCUAAACGACGUUCAGGGUCUGGCGGUGUCUCAGAAACUCAUCUGGACGGAGAUCGCAAAGGGUGACGCACAGUUGAUAUCCCUCGCUCUGGACGAGUUGAUGCGAGCUGCGAUCGAUGGAGGUAUCGGAUCUUCGCGUUGUGAGAGCAUCGCUCUCAUUAUGAUGCCGCUCUCGUCGAUCAAUGUACGCGGUCAGAUCCUGUCGAAGAUGCGCAAGGCGUUGGGCAAGACCUCCGUGAAGCCCACCAAGAACCUCGCCGACAACGCACAUUGGAACGAAAUCGCGUCACUGGCUCGGCUUGCACUGGUCGCGAGUCAGCAAGUCAAGCAGCCAGUCCUCAGCAACCUCUACGUCCCGGAAGUCAUUCAUAUGGUCACCCUCAUUGCGGCCACAGGGGACUCCUUGAUUCGAUGCACCGUCUGGGGCCUCGUCGUCGAUCUCGUCAACUCCCAGUGGAUCACGCGCCCAACGGAUCCUGCAAGCCCAGAAAUCCGUCUCUUGUUCGAAGAGUGUAGUGACCCGAAGACCCUCAAGCUUUUCGGUCUCCAUCGCGCGUCCCGAACGAGCGAGCUCAUUGCUCAUGAUCCGAAAAGUGAUAAGGACCUAUUGGACAACCAGGACGGCCUUACUCGUUUCCUACUUAGGAUCAUGGAAUGCUGUGCGCAACCCAAAGGUUUGCUGAACGUGUGGCGCGCUCGUUGGAUGAGUCUGGUUACUUCGACUGCCUUCCAAGUCUCUCCUGCCAUACAAUCUCGGGCAUUUGUCGUUUUGGGCACGUUAGCGACGACGGAGGUGGACGAUGACUUCUUCUACCAGAUGCUCGUCGCGUUCAAGACCGCUUUGCAACAGUCCAGUGGUGAAGCAGACACUGCGUCGGUCGUCAGCAUGUUACGAUGCCUGCGCAACGUUGUCCCCGGACUGGUACCCGAUUCUCGAUAUUUGGCCCAAGUAUUCUGGCUGGCCGUCGCGCUCCUUCAAUCCAGUUACAUGGCGUUCUUCAACGAGGCCGCGCUUCUCCUCCGCGAGACGUUGGAGUCCUUGUACAAGCAGGGACUGUUACUCCGAGGAGUUUCUGUGACACUUCUCGACCACCGAUCGCCUCUUGAAGAAGUGGCUUGCCAGCUGGAUCAACUUUUAGGGGUUUCAUUCGAUUCCAGUUUCUCCUUCUCCCUCGCCGCGAUCAUUUUCAAGGGCCUUCGCCACCCUCCUCUACGGGAUGCUGCCAUCGAAGCUCUGAGGACGCUGCUCCGGGUCAGCGCACGAGCAGUACCGGAGUUUGAGGUUCAGAACGAAGGGGUGGGUUCAGCGAUCGUCCCGGAUGCUCUGGGAUACUUCCUUGCUCUUUUGCCAGUAUCCACGACCACGAGCAGUUUCCGCGAACUGCUGUCGGACGCGAAUGCAGACGCGUAUUGGCAAAUCGAGGAUGGUGUCACGCAACCGGACGAUUCACGGGUUCCUCGUGUUCCGUUUGAGCUUCUCGGGAUCACAGACCAGAACACGGCCGUUCUUUCCAUCACUUUCAUCGGCACCAUGCUCGCAAAUGCUCAAGGAGACGAUGCGGAGACGGAGAUCAUCAUGUCCUUGCUAGCGGAUCUUGCUCUCAAUUAUCCUGAAAUCGUGUCUCUGAUAUAUGAAGGGCUCCAGGACAAGAUUCAAGACACUUUCGCCAACUCGUCCAAGCCAGCCAUCCUUAGUGCGACUUCGAGCGUCUUCCACAUGGUCAUGCUUGAUCCUACUCAAAGUAACCUCCGCGGCUCGGUUUCGACGCUGAGUACGGUCGAUGAGACGGGUAACGGUAAUCCAAGUCAUAGUCGACACCUGAUGUUGGCAUUGGAGGAGCUGGGAAUGGCUGGGCUGGCGAACAACUUCUCUUUCUUACCUUCUAAUCGACCUCAAGCCACACGGAAAAUCAUCGACUGGAUCUCUGAACUGGUUCUGCGCAUCAUAGAGUAGUCACCCCCCUUUCACGCUCACUUCUCAUCGUCGUUUGUCUUCACGGAUCUGGAAUCAUUCUUUGUUUUUAUAUAUUUGCGGCUCUCUCUAUUCCCUUGUGUCUCGAUAUUUGCUCAUUCCCUCUUGACUUUUCGCCGAGGUUCUAUUGCAUAUUUAUAGGCUUCUGCUUUCGUUCUGUCUCUGUCCGUUGACCCUACUUUUCGUUAAUUGAGGUGCUGUGUGUACAUUAGACGUCCUUCAUGUAUCUACGAUAUCCUACUACCGUCGCUUUCAGCCUCCUUUUAUUUUCUGCUCGUCCUGCGGGGCUGAUCAACUCCCUGUCCUAAUGUCGUGAUCUGUG